Messenger RNA from Manduca sexta (tobacco hornworm), 880 nucleotides. Its product is annotated as attacin-E. The record is from RefSeq and is a predicted model, not a curated record. The transcript is spliced from 3 exons. Gene Ontology annotation, biological process: defense response to bacterium. Lineage: Eukaryota; Metazoa; Arthropoda; Insecta; Lepidoptera; Sphingidae. Gene Ontology annotation, cellular component: extracellular region. The coding region runs from base 1 to 792 and encodes 263 amino acids.
AUGAUCAUAGUUACACAGGUCAAAUUAAUUAAUAAUGAUAACUGGAAUAUAAAUAAAUACAAGUUAAUCUCGAACGUACUGGGGGAAGUUCUUAAUUUCUUCUAUCCCAUAUAUAAACAGGACUCGCUGCAUGCAGCGUCACUCAUCUAUCGUGUCUCCUCCGGUGAACUCCUCGACAUGAUGUUCAAGAGCUUUGUUCUGCUGUGUCUGGCGGCGUGCGUGCUCGCUGAUAUAGGCAAGAUCACCAUCAACCAGGACGGCACUUCGGGCAUCGGUAUGAAGCUCCCUCUUGCGCACAACGACAAGAACGUGAUAAGCGCUGUCGGAGCCGCCGGCUUCACCCCCAACCUCAAGCUGGGCUCUGCUACUGCGGGAUUGGCGCUCGAUAAUGUCAAGGGACAUAGUCUCACACUGACCGACACGCACAUACCCGGCCGCGGCGACAAGCUGUCGGCGGAAGGCACGCUGAACCUGUUCCGUGACGCCAACCACAAGCUGGACGCUAACGCGUUCGCCUCCAGGAACAUGCCCGACACCCCGUACCUGCCCAACUACAACACCUACGGCGGCGGACUCGACUACAUGUUCAAGGACAAGGUGGGAGCGUCGUUCACGGCGGCGCACUCGGACUUCAUCGACCGCAACGACUACUCACUGGGCGGCAAGCUGAACCUGUACCGCUCGCCCAGCUCCUCGCUCGACUUCAAAGCCGGCCUCAACAAGUUUGACAUGCCCUCCAUGAGCUCCGGCUGGGAGCCCUUCUCGGGAUUCUCCUUCUCUAAGUUCUUUUAAUUCUAUAUUAUUAGUAUUGUAACCUCAAAUAUAUACAAGCAAUUUGAAGUAUUUUUUGGUAUAAAUAUAAAUUAAGUAAUCUAAAUAA